AUCAGCCGCAGCGGCGCUCCUCGUGCGACGGGGGGGCGGAGGGGGGCGGCGGCUCGGACGAGGAGGAGGGCCUCGACGCGCCGACGCCCUGCCUCGAGUUUGAGUCGGAGGUCCGCAUCCUCGACCUGGUCGCGGACAUGGGCGAUCUCGUCAAGGCCUUCUCCGCCUCGGGGAUGGGGACGAUCUCGCCCUCGCCGAUGAUGCUCUCCUCCUCCCUCUCGUUUGCGCGCUCGUCCCCCUCCAUGGCGCGCAAGGCGCCGCCGUCGGCGCCCUCGUCGCUCGCGACGUCGGCUGCCAACUCGGCGCCGUCCUCCGUGUCGGCGUCGCCGAUGCUGGCGCGCGACAGGUAGUCCCCCCCCCCCCCCCCCCUCGCUGGGCGGAGAGGAGGGCUGUCGUGUGCGUGUGCUCGUGUGCUCCUGUGGGCGCUCUGGUGAGCAGGAGCUACUCUCGCGGCCUCUCGCGCGGUCCCAUUAGAGGAGGUGAGUGCGCUGAUCGAUGCUCUGUCGGCUCUGACUCGUGUGGGUUUGAGCUUGUCUCGCGUGUGUUGCGAGGUGUGAUGCGGUCCUCUUUGCCUUGUGUCCACU
Molecule: messenger RNA, 584 nt
Organism: Emiliania huxleyi CCMP1516
Lineage: Eukaryota; Haptophyta; Isochrysidales; Noelaerhabdaceae
Exons: 1
Source: RefSeq, a predicted model, not a curated record